This is a messenger RNA of Fonsecaea multimorphosa CBS 102226, 1455 nucleotides long. RefSeq lists its product as uncharacterized. The transcript has a single exon. The record is from RefSeq and is a predicted model, not a curated record. The coding region runs from base 1 to 1455 and encodes 484 amino acids. Gene Ontology annotation, molecular function: oxidoreductase activity, acting on paired donors, with incorporation or reduction of molecular oxygen; monooxygenase activity. NCBI's taxonomy places the organism in Eukaryota, Fungi, Ascomycota, Eurotiomycetes, Chaetothyriales, Herpotrichiellaceae.
AUGUCAUCGAUCAACGGGCCUGGUCCAGGCCCCGUCAAGAAGCAAUGGAUCCUGAACGCCUUCGUCGAGACAUGCUCGGGCCACCAGUCGCCGGGGCUGUGGAAGCACCCAGCGGACAAGUCGCACGAGUUCAACAAGCUGUCGCACUGGACGGCGCUGGCUCAGCUGCUGGAGCGCGGCAAGAUCCACGGCAUCUUCAUCGCGGACGUGCUGGGCGGCUACGACGUGUACCGGCAGUCGCUGGCGCCGGCGAUCAAGUCGGGUGCACAGUGGCCGGUGCAUGAGCCCUUAGCAUCGAUCCCAGCCAUGGCGGCGGUGACCAAGUCGAUCGGGUUCGGGGUGACAGUGUCGACGACAUACGAGCAGCCGUACCACCUAGCCCGCAGGCUGUCGACGCUGGACCACCUGACCAACGGACGACUGGGGUGGAACAUCGUGACGUCGUACCUGGACUCUGCGGCGCGCAACAUGGGGCUUACCCAACAGCCGCAGCACGACGACCGCUACGCCAUGGCCGACGAGUACAUCCAGGUCAUGUACAAGCUGUUGGAGUCGUCGUGGCGCGACGACGCCGUCAAGCUCGACCGCAAGACCGGCACAUACACGGACCCAGCGCUGGUGCGCGAGAUCAACCACCAAGGCAAAUUCUUCACCGUGCCGGGCCCGCACAUCUGCUCGCCAUCCCCACAGCGCACACCCUUGCUCCUGCAGGCGGGGACGAGCAGCAAGGGCAAGGAGUUCGCAGCGCAGCACGCCGAGGCGAUCUUCGUGUCCGCGCACACGCCCGAGGCCUGCGCGGCGUCCAUCGCCGACGUGCGGCGUCUCGCGCGGGACAAAUUCCACCGCGACCCGGCGAGCAUCAAGGUCCUCGCGCUGGUGACGCCGAUCCUGGGCCGCACCGAGGAAGACGCCCGCGCAAAGUACGCCGACUACAAGCAGCACGCGGACCUAGAAGGCGCAUUGGCCCUGUUCGGCGGGUGGACCGGCAUCGACCUCAACGCGUACUCCGAGGACGAGGAGCUGCGGUACGUCGAGAGCAACGCCGUGCGCGCCACGGUCGAGAGCUACGCGCGCUUCAGCCCUUCCGUCACGGGCAAGUGGACACGGCAGACCAUCGCCGAGCACGUCAGCAUCGGCGGCAACGGGCCCGUGCUGGUCGGCACCCCGGCCCAAGUUGCCGACGGGCUACAAACGUGGGUCGACAUCGCCGACGUCGACGGGUUUAACAUCGCCUACGCCGUCUUCCCCGCCAGCUUUGAGGACGUGGUCGAGUUGUUAGUGCCCGAGUUGAGACGCCGCGGUCUGUUCUGGGACGACUACGCCGUGCCCGAGGGCACGUAUCGCGAGAACUUCUACGCGCAGAGGGGCCAGAAGGGUCCGAGGGACGAGCAUGUCGCGAGCCGGUACCGGUGGAGAGAAGGGGUCAAGGCGGAGGACCAUAAGAUCCCGGCUUAG